AUGAAGGUCGUCUGGGAACGUUUGAUACGCUUCGUGGCCACAGAUGGACGGACACUAUAUGGGGAGCCCGUCCUUCCCAGUCCAGACUUCGACAUCGGCAGUACAACUGCGGAAACAGGUCUAAAGGCCAAGGUUAUCCAAGGCGACCCUUAUGGCGAAGCGCCGUCGACCAAGGUGACCGACGAGAUCGCCACGGUGAGGAAGCUGCUCGGUCCCCUUGCGCCUGGGGACGUCCCGAUAUUGCGUUGCGUGGGGCUGAAUUACGCGACUCACAUCCGCGAGGCUGGCCGAACGCAGCCCCCAUUCCCGUCCAUCUUCUUCAAGCCAUCGACUACCGUAGCGGACCACGAUACCAACGUAGUUAUUCCAAAGAUUGCUCAAGAUGACCAGGCGGAUUACGAAGGAGAAUUGGUUGUCGUCAUAGGAAAAGACGCGAAGGACGUAUCGGAGUCAGAAGCGCUCGAUUAUGUCGCCGCGUACACCGCGGGAAACGACAUCUCCUCGCGAAAAUGGCAGCGAAGUCCAGCCCUAGCAGGUGGUGUGCCUCAGUGGGGGUUCUCCAAAGGAUUUGAUACUUACGCGCCCAUGGGACCGGUUCUCGUCUCUCGCAGUCUCAUCCCAGAUCCCGCUGAACUCCACCUGCAGACCAUUGUUGAUGGAGAACUCCGGCAAGACGCUGGUUUGGACGAUUUGGUCUUCUCUGUGCCGCGCCUCAUCGCGCACCUCUCGUCUGGAACAACAUUGCAGAAAGGCAGUGUUAUUAUGACGGGAACACCUGGAGGUAUCUACUCGCCCAUAUCCCCUUCAUGA
Messenger RNA from Scedosporium apiospermum, 810 nucleotides. RefSeq lists its product as uncharacterized. Gene Ontology annotation, molecular function: catalytic activity. Bases 1 to 810 code for a protein of 269 amino acids. Lineage: Eukaryota; Fungi; Ascomycota; Sordariomycetes; Microascales; Microascaceae. The record is from RefSeq and is a predicted model, not a curated record. The transcript has 3 exons.